UAGUUGCAGUAACACCUAUCAGCACCAACAGCACUAGCACCCGUACCAUCAACCAUUAACACCGGCACCAACUGCAUCGGUGGGUAUAAGCAACGGCACCACCACCACCAUCACCACCAAACACAGCACCAAGAGCAGCAUUAACAACACCAACACUAGUAACACCCGCACCGGAAGAAGCACCAGCAGAAUUAGCACUAGGAGUAGCAUCAGUACCACCACCAACAACAGCAGCAGGAGCAGCAGCAGCAACAGCAGCACCAAGAACAGCAUUGUCUGCACACUAAGGCUGAGUGAAGAGUGGGAUAGAGUCCAGUGUUUCUCACCAUAUCAUGAUGCAAGAUUUUCCACGUAGUGUGCUGCAGAAAAUAGUGUAUCGCUGGCUUAGAAAGAAAUGCUGCGUCAAUUUCAUCGUUUGUUCGAUCGUCCUCAUUUUCAUGUUACAGAUGAUGUUCAGCGGGGACGACGAGUUACUGCUGUCCUUCAAUGAAACCUACGUCACACCGUUGCGGUUAACCCCCAGGGAGCUGUUUCACCUGAGAGCCAACGUGGACAACAGCACGCGGGAGCAGCUACAUGACGUGGUGGGUCGAGUGUACAACCUUCCGCCACUCUACAGCAUAGAGAAACGUCCGUAUCUGGCCAGUAAAUGCGGCAAAUAUCCUAACCUCGUCGACUUGUCCUUCAGUAACGUCUACUGGCAAGUCUUUCACUCUAGCGAAGGAACGUUUUAUUUGUACAGCGCCUUCUUCGAUAACCGCACCCUCACUCGGCCAGGGCCGUCUGUACGCAUCCUUGGCAUGGUGGACCGAGUCAAACCUGCCGUCAAGACUCACUGCCAGCUGUGGUACGAGGGCCAGGGUACUCCUGUGGUGGCCAAGGUGAUCGAGUAUCGGUACCUUUGGGUCAGGGGCUGGGGCAACUAUAGGAACGGCAUCCUGCAACCAUACUUGUUGCAGUGCGUCAUUCCUGAAUCACACAGGCAACGAGUCCCGCAGUCAGUCUCACUGGUGGAAGGACGCUGCAAUCGGUCCACCAACAACCUACGAGUGGUCCACAAUCUUCCACCUGGAGGACAGAAACAAACUUUUGCCAUAUGUGUAAAGGGAAUGGCUUUUUCCGAUGACUUGAGUGUCAAAUUAGUGGAGUGGUUAGAGCUACAGUUCCUGUUAGGGGUGGACAAGGUCUUUCUCUACGACUUGGAAGUCCAUCCCAAUGUUACCAAAGUGUUAAGAUUUUACGAAUCUCAAGGUAGAGUUGAUCUGAAGAGUAUGACGCUUCCAGGUGAGCAACCCAGCGUUCGUGGGCUUAUUAGGUCAUAUAUUAACAAGAAAAUUACACACAAGCGGCAAAAUGAAGUGAUUCCGUACAAUGAUUGUUUAUAUAGAAAUAUGAACCUUUACAAAUUCAUUGUACUGCUCGAUACUGACGAAGUCAUCAUGCCCAGAGCAGUCCCAAACUGGAAGGAGCUGCUGGAACAAGUGGCGCCACAAGUUAUGUCGGGAGAGGAUCAUCCAUACGCCUCUUACUACGCACGCAACGUGUAUUUCUUGGAUUCAAUGCAGGACAAGCACGGGUGGGCGAUGGACGUGCCUCGUUUCAUGCACAUGUUGCAACACCUGUACCGCGCUGCCAACUACACAGCAGCCACAAGUUACAUAAAAGCUUUCCAUGACCCUCAGCUGGUGCUCACGCUACACAAUCACUUUCCUUUUUCCUGCUUGACACCCCACUGUCGUUACUUCCGCAUCCCAACAAAGGUGGCUCACCUUCAACAUUACCGUGUGCAGUGCGUGUCUGAGCUUAAAAAAGUGUGUCCGUACUACAGGAACCACACCGUCCUGGACGACGAUAUCCUCAAGUUUAAGGAGGCUCUGCUGCGCGGCACACUCCACACGCUGCGUCACCUCGGGUUCCUGCAGGAAACAUGACGCGUAAAUUAAACAGAGGAGCAUGGGCCACCGUAGAUCCUAUAAUACGCUGUACUACAGUCGACAGGUUGUGGAUCAGGUUGUUCUGUGGAGUUGUCGUUACAAAGUCCUAGCUGGAGCAAUCUCAUACCAACAGAAGCAUUCACGUAAUAAUAAACAAGAUCAAUAUCA
This is a messenger RNA of Scylla paramamosain (green mud crab), 2102 nucleotides long. RefSeq lists its product as uncharacterized. Bases 333 to 1931 code for a protein of 532 amino acids. NCBI's taxonomy places the organism in Eukaryota, Metazoa, Arthropoda, Malacostraca, Decapoda, Portunidae. The record is from RefSeq and is a predicted model, not a curated record. Gene Ontology annotation, molecular function: glycosyltransferase activity. The transcript has 4 exons. Gene Ontology annotation, cellular component: cytoplasm.